This is a messenger RNA of Plasmodium fragile, 6219 nucleotides long. RefSeq lists its product as uncharacterized. The record is from RefSeq and is a predicted model, not a curated record. The coding region runs from base 1 to 6219 and encodes 2072 amino acids. NCBI's taxonomy places the organism in Eukaryota, Apicomplexa, Aconoidasida, Haemosporida, Plasmodiidae. The transcript is spliced from 2 exons.
AUGUUAAAAAUUAUUUUUUUAAUUUUGGUCAUAUGCGCACGAAUUCAUUCUAUAAAUACAAAAGGGGGAAAUGGAAGCGUACAAGAUGGAAAACAUUAUGUGAAAACGGAGAGCCCAACUUAUACUCCAAAGAAAAAAACCAAAGUUAUUUUUUAUAUGCCUGGACAAGAACAGGAAGAACAGGAAGACGACAAUGAUCCGAAUGCAAGUAAUAAAAAUGGAAGUUCGGGCAUGGGGUCCAAUAAAGGAACACAUUUGGGUUCAACAACUGAUGCAGGACAUUCACCAACAGGAUUUAAUAAAGGAUCCGGAGUGGGAUCCGAGUCAAGGCCAGCAUCAAAUAACUAUAAAGGACAUGGCGGUGGAGGGAUCCAUAUUGAUAUGUCUGCUCCUGGUGAUAACUCCAAUAACGGACAGCAAGGAAAUGCUGGGUUCAAAAAAAAUAAACAAGACACAUUAAGAGACGAAUAUGAAAAAAUUAGAAAGCAAGAAGAAGAAGAGGAAGAAAGGAUAAACAAUCAAAGAAGGGCUGAUAUGAAGAAAUCUCAAGGGCGCAAAAAUAAAUUUGGGCAUGAUAAAGGAGUACAGGAUUCUUUAUCCAACGCGAAAUAUGAACUCUCAGAGCCUCAGUCAGGUCCCACAAAAUCUAACGCAAAAAAUAGAGGCCCUGGGGUUUAUGAUGAAUUAGGAAAUGGGCCUUACAAUUUAAUUGGCAAACAAAGCGAGGGGGGAACUCCUACCGCAUCUCCAUAUGACCAUUAUGAUAAGCAUGGUUCUGAUGGAAAGGGUUACGGCACAUAUGGUGGCUCUGAUGGAAAGGGUUACGGCACCUAUGGUGGAUCUGAUGGAAAGGUUUAUGGGCCCUACGGUGGAUCUGAUGGAAAAGUUUAUGGGCCCUAUGGUGGAUCUGAUGGAACGGGCUUGUGGCCCGAUGGCACGGGUGGAAAUGCAUACUAUGGAGGACGUGACAAUCAAGGAAAAAAUCCAACAUACAGAACACACCUAAAUAUAAACCUUGGAGAUGAUAAAGGACAUCAUGGUGGAAAAAAUGGCAUACCAGGAUAUCCAGAAUACUUUAAAAAACACUUCAGACCUGGGGAUGCAAAGGGGGUAGGUACCGACGGGCACGCACCGGGCACUUAUGGCGUGCACCCUGGGGGAAAUGGAGUAGCACCAGGAGAAGGAAGCUACGGAGACAAUAAAUGGUCCGAUGGACAACAUGGAAGUGGAACUGAUGCGCAAAAUUUAUCUGGACCCCACGGACAUAAGGGAGUUGGACCGACAACGUACGAUGUAGAUUUCGGAAAAAAAGGCCAUGGAAAAACAAACGGUGGUGGACCAGGCGAAGAAGGGGCAAACAAAACAAAUCCUUCACAUGGUGAAGGAGGCUAUGAAAAAAAUACAGGACCAGAAAGGUAUGAGGGAAACGGAACUCCAUACUAUGUCCAGCAUCCCGAUGACAACAACGGAAACGGGACGACAAGUUAUGGGUUAGAUAAUGGGGAACAUGGUGGUACGCAAGGCGGACAGGGGCAUGACGGACACGGGCAAAACCACCCAGGAAGUGCAAACGGCACGGGCACAUAUCCCAUGCACACUAAUGGAGGAAGUAAUGACCAAAGCUUAAAUUACAUUCAUGGAUUACGGCCUGUUAAUUCAGGUGACGGACAAGGAAUUUAUGGCGGUAAUGGAAUUAACAACCCAUUAGUAUAUAAUGUGCAGCACGGGGGAUAUGGCCCUAAGAAUAUUAACAAUAAACAAGCGAGCGAUCAUAGCUCCUCCAAUGAAGACGUCAACAACAACAAUAGCAUGAGAAACAAAACAUGGGUGCACAGUAAGCCAACGGGAGGACAUACAGACUCCACUUCCUCAUACGCUUCAUAUCCAGAUUCUGACGAUACCGAGUAUGAGUUAAAACCAGGUGAUGUUAGAACAUUAAAACCUAAUAAUACAACAAAUCCACUGACGGAGGCAACUGACGGAAUUGCUUACGUAAAAGGAACAAAUGCAGGUGAAUUCCCCAGGAUGCACGGCACCGGCACGGGAAACUACGGAACACAGAACGCAGGAUCGGGUGAUAAUAAUAAUAUGGAUGAACACGGAUCUACUCCUAUCAUUAUAAAGUAUGACAAUACGCAUGCUAAACGGAGAGCAAAGGAAAUUGAGGAAAAUCUCAAUAAAGGGGAAUAUUCUAGAGCAAAAAUGGCGAAUGCAAAAAAAGGGCAGAAAUCACAGGGAACUGAAUCUGACGGGCAGGAUGAAGAUGUAGAUCCUUCCAAUGUGUUUUACGUAGACAACGGACAAGAUAUGCUUAUUAAGGAGAAAAUGUCAAAAUCGGAAGGAUCAGACGAAAUGACAGAGGAAGGACUGAACGUAAAAUACAAAGAACAAACGGGACCUGUAAAUUACCAUUUUUCAAAUUACAUGAAUUUAGAUAAAAGAAAUACGCUGAGCUCCAAUGAAAUUGAAUUACAAAAAAUGAUAGGACCUAAAUUCUCAGAAGAGGUAGAUAAAUAUUGCCGUCUUAAUGAACCUUUACAAAAAAAAGGAGAUUUCUUAAACCUUUCCUUUGAGUAUUCCAGAGCGUUGGAAGAAUUAAGGAGCGAAAUGAUUACCGAGUUGCAAAAAAGAAAAUCCGUGGAAUUUAACAAUUACAAUAAUAUUUUAAAUGCCAUUUAUAACUCUAUGAAUAGAAAAAAUACCAACUUUGGGCGGGACGCAUACGAAGAUAAAAACUUCAUCUCAGAGGCUAACUCCUUUAGAAAUAAAGAAAUGCAACCGUUAAGUGCCAAGUAUAACAAAAUUUUAAGACAAUACCUUUGUCAUGUAUUUGUGAACAACCCUGGAGUAAAUCAAUUAGAGAGACUAUACUAUCAUAAUUUAGCCUUAGGAGAACUGAUCCAACCCAUUAGGAAAAAAUACAGCAAAGAAGCAUCAUCCUCUGUGGGUCUAAACUACGAAAUUUAUAUAGCCUCCUCUUCUAACAUAUAUCUAAUGGGUCACCUGCUGAUGUUGUCCUUAGCUUACCUUUCGUACAAUCACUACUUUGUGCAGGGGGUGAAACCUUUUUAUUCUUUAGAAACCAUGUUGAUGGCCAACUCGGAUUACACAUUCUUCAUGUACAACGAAGUUUGCAAUGUGUACUACCGCCCCCCGAAAAUUUUCAAUAAAGACAUAACCUUUAUCCCUAUCGAAUCUAGACCUGGUAGACACAGUACCUAUGUAGGGGAAAGGAAAGUAACUUGUGAUUUGUUAGAAUUGAUUCUAAAUGCAUAUACUUUGAUAAACGUACACGAAAUACAGAAGGUCUUUAACAGCAGUGAAGCGUACGGUUAUGAAAACUCCAUUUCGUUUUCGCACAAUGCAGUGAGGAUAUUCUCACAGGUAUGUCCAAGGAAUGAUGCCAAGAAUCCCCUCAACUGUGAUUUUGAAAAGUCUACACUGUAUAACCCUAAAAUCCUAAAAAUGGACGAAGGGGAUAAGGAAAACCAGAGAAGUUUAAAAAGAGCCUUUGAUAUGUUACGAACCUUUGCCGAAAUAGAAAAUUCAUCCUACAAGCCAGAGCCCAAUCCUAAUUAUAUUAGCCUCAUUUUUGAGCAGAACUUGUACACGGAUUUUUAUAAGUACCUGUUCUGGUAUGAUAAUAGAGAAUUGAUAAAUGUACAAGUUAGAAAGGUUGGGGGAAAGAAAAAAAACAGUAAAAUUCAAUUUGUCUACGAUGAGUUUAUCAAGAGGGGAAAGCAAUUAAAAGAUAAAUUAAUCAAAAUGGAUGCCAAGUACAAUACCAGAAGUAAAGCACUAUAUGUUUUCUACGCCCUAGUGGACAAAUAUGCCAACAUUUUUACGAAAAGCGAAAAUAUUAGAAAAUUCUUCUUAAACGAUGUGUCAUCCGUACGUCAUCAUUUAUACUUAAAUAGUGUCCUGUCUAAAUCUCCAAAGUCUAAUUUAGACUCCAUGAAGAAGACGUUAGAAGAAUUGCAAUCUUUAACAAACGCCCCACUAAAAUUUAUCGUACGAGGAAAUAAUUUAAAAUUUUUAAACAACAUAGCUAGAUAUGAAAACUUAUUCUAUGUGAACUUAUUCAUAAUGUCAUCCCUUUCGAGAAAAAAUCCAGUCAAGAGUUAUUACAAUGAGAAGAAGAAAAUGUUAACAGCUACAAUGUCUGAGAAGUUUGCAACUUCUACAUCUGCGUUAAUACCACAUAAACUUAGAAAACUUGUAGUGACCAUGAAAAAGGGACUCCUAAAAAAGAGAUUGUUAACUGCGCUUGCCAAGAUGAAACUCUUGCAACACAUUCCUGCAAACCUGCUGGAAAAUAUAUUAACCACCAUCCGUUUUACCACUCAUACCAUUGCUUCUAGAGAAAUUAUUCAAAACGCCAAAUAUAUGCCAAAAAACAUGAAUUUUUAUCAACACCGAAAUGUGGAGCUUGCCAAACAGGUAUUUACGGAUGGGGGAUUUGCAAAGUAUGCCGACAAUUUAAUGUCGACGUGGUUCACCAAAGGGUUCGAAGAAUACAAGACGGAAAAACUUGAACAACAAAAAAUGGAAUUUUCAAUUGAUAAGGAACUGAAGGAGGCCAGCAAUGAUAGCAGCAGUGAACGCGCAGAAGUCACGGAGCAGGAAAAAUUACAGCAAGAGCAAAAAGAAUUAAAUGAAGAAAAGGAUAGACAAUGGCAACAGAACAAAUUAAUUUAUAAUCAAAAUGACAAAUGGGAUCACUACAUAAAUAAAGAAUUCGCAAAGGCUUUAGGAAUAUGGCUAGAGCUUUCGGACAAUCCAUAUAACAAAGACUCCUUCAUCUACAGAGUUGUUGAGGAUAGUAAGUACCUACUAGAAAGUAACAUCGAAGACAAUAUCAUGUUCUCCAGAACGGUCAAGCCAACGAAACAAACAGUGUUUCGAAAAUUUUUCAAAAAAAUUGUUUCCCUUGGAAAUAUGCUCCUGCGAAAACCAAGUUUUAAAGUAGAACAUGCCAUUUGGUUUGGAGCAACCAUCAACAUGAAAAAGGCAAUGAUGUUACUAGAAAAAGUGGCAGAGUUGCAUAAGCUUCUACGUAAUGAAGAUGAAUCUUGGCUCAUUAAUGAAGCCUUCAUCGAAAUUGUAGACCAUGUAGUGCAAAUCAGCACAGACAGACGCUUACGUGAACCGUUUAGUGUCGCUAGGAACCCCGGAAUGGUGGCUAUCAACCCGGCAUAUGCCCAGUUAAAUAAUGAAGAGAGAAUGAAGGAAUUACAAAAUUCGAUGUGUGCUGAUCAUUGUUCUGCUUUGUGGAAAACGAUAUCAACUUUUGCUUUGCAACAUUUGAAAAACCCAGACAGUUUACAUACUUAUGAAUCCAAAUUUUCUAAAAAUGCAUUUGGCAACAAAAUUGAUGACCAAAAUUUUGUAAACGAUUUUAAAAUGAUCCUCGGAGGGGAUGCUGUCCUGCACUACUUCGAUGUCUUGCUACCGAAAUCUAUGAAGAAAGAAUUGAAGGCCAUGACAAAUGGAGUCUCUCUAUCCUCUGCAUUUUCUCUCAAAUUAACCAAAAUCAUUUUUAGCGAAUUGCAAUUGCCUUACUUAAGUCAAAUGUUCUACACGCAAGCUCCAUAUUUUGGUCACUUCAUAGGUAAAUGGCAAAAGGAAAGAGAAAAAAGUAGGAUGAAAGAAAUACUAGGGUUCAUGACUCUGGGCACUUUAUCUGCAUACACAAUGCUGAGCGCAAUGGAUAUAACUCAGCACGCCAGUGACAUUGGAAUGGGACCUGCCGCCAGUUGUUACACGUCUACUCUCCCUCCACCUAAACAAGUAUGUAUCCAACAUGCGGUUAAGGCAACUUUAACUAACUCGACACAAGCUUGCAUGAAGAGUGUUUUCUCCGUUGGUCUCUUCGCAUCCAUCGGACCCUACUUGUUUGCACCCAUGGCCGGUCUAGCCCUAUGGAAUGUUUUAAAAUCAGAGUUUAAAGUUCUGCAAAGAGUUGAUAUGGCGCUCAAGAGUGUCUUUAAUAACAUGUGGAAGAAAUUUCUGUCACUAAAGGGAAUUCGCAAACUGAAAUAUAUUUUCAAAAGAAGAAAGACCAUGAAGAAGAAAAUUAUCGAAAAGGCCGAACACAAAAUGUUGGAAAUGAAAAAUAAUCCCCAAAUGGAUAAGAAUCAUAAAUUGGCCGUCCAAAAAAUGCACAAGCAUGUGUCCGGAAGUUACCACUACAUAUCGUACGCACGCAUACAGGUGUAG